AUGUCGGUUAUCCAGCUCGACGAGCUUGUCGCAUACCAGCUGCGGACUAGCUACCUCAACGAAAUUGCAGAUGGCGUCGGCGAGCGACUCCUGACCAUUGACGAGGGCUUCGUCACCUCGGCCGCCUUCAAAGCCGCCGGUUGGCGCCCCAACUCGACCUACCACAAACGAACACACUCCCCGCCGAUCCCUACCGCCGUCGCGUCCGAAUACUUUCAGGCCCCACGACACCAAGGCCUGACCCUCGAAGAUGGCGAGUACGACGGCGCCGGUAUGCUGACGAGCGGAGGUGCUGACACGGUUGGUCCGGGUGUCGCAGCCACAAAGCGCAGGCGACGCAGGGAGCAGAUGGAAGAGGACGACAGCAGCGACCUCAGCGACGAGAGCGACGAUGAUACCGACCAUAGAGCGGCGCAGCAGAUCAAGUUCGCCAAGAUGCCGGUCCGGAACCGCUCAGGCUCGUCACCCACGCAGACACAGAAGCAGCCCCUUACGGCCCCGUCACCACGAUCGCGCAGGCGAGGAUCUCAGUCAGCGCUGGAUGCUGCCAAUGGCAAGGGGCGGAUGCGGCGCGACACAGUCACCAGCAGCGAGAUGUCGUCAGAGAAUGAGCUUGACGCAGUGCAGCGGCGCAGGGCAGACUCGAGAGCCGCGUUGAAGACCGUGAGACUGCAGGAGAGGAUUCAGGAGGAGGAACCUUCGCCUGGCAUCAAGCGGGCGGACACGCGACUGCUGCCCGAGGAGGAAGAGGAUGACUCGGAUGAGGGCUCAGAGCUGGACUACGUCGGGAGCAUAGACUCGGCCUCCAUCCUGGACCCUACAGAAAUGCCAAUUGCAGCGUCUCCCACGAGACAGGUAGUCGGGACACCUCCGAAACAUCUCAUGCGGCAAUCUACGAUACGGAAAUCAAAACCGCCGACCAGGCCUAUUGUCAUGUCCGCGCUGCCGCCGCCGAGACCGAUGAGCAUGAUCAGGCCGCUAAGCGUGGCCCCGCCAAGGAGUCUACUGUCGGCAGCGCUCAAGGCCAAGGAGCACAAGUCUAGUGUGCCCUUUCAGAAGUUUGCGCACUUUAGUGGCCAGGGGACCCAGAGCUCUAUCAAAGUGCGCAUCUAUCCUGCCUUCUCCGAGGAUCCCGAGACCGCGUUCGAGGUGCUCAUCCGACCGCGCGUGCACGAUGGGCAGAGUGCCGAGAGGCAAGUCACCGUGGCGGAUCUCAUCGGGCUGAGUCUAUACCGGUACAAUGAAGAAAGGCGCGCGCCUAGCCUGGCGCCAGGCAAGCUGAACAUCAACUGGUUUACGCUGCGCAUGGUCGAAGAGGGCGGAGAGGUGGACGACGACUUCCCGCCCUUUGAGCGGACGAAACCCCUAAUAUCCUUUACCACCGUGAACAAUGCGAAUGCCAGGGGCGGCGGCCGCAUGCGGUCUAAUUCGACAGCGUACGACGAAUUCGCUCUAGUCGUCGCCUCGAACGACGAGUUUGAGGAGAAUCAGGCGUUAACGCCCCAACAAGAGGAGGAAGAGCAAACAUCAUCACAAUCGGCGCCAGAGACGCCACAUGCCGAGGAUGCCAUACCCAACGACAUGACUGGCGUUGUGAACACGACGAAAGUGCUAGCACCCGCUCGACCUCGACACAACCCCAUCACAACUACCUUCCGCAUGAACACGAGCACGCCUCUUGCGGACGCGCCAGCUGUGCCGGCAGUCAUGAACAACGCCUCGCGUGGCCAGCAGAAGCUGCUUCGCAUCCACAUCAUGUCAUCCGACACGGCACCGGGGCAGAUGGUGACGGUCGACGUGACGACGGAGACAUACCUCGCCGAGGUGCUCGAGGCCGUCUGCCGCAAGCGACAGCUCGACAAGGGCAACCACGUGUUGAAGCUGCCAGGGUCCGGGGCGGUCGUUAUGAUCGAUCGCCCCGUGUCGUCCAUUGGCAACGUCUCCGACCUGGAGCUCUACCGACGCCGCUUCGCCACAGACGGGCCGCUCACCAUGACAGGCUCGCCAGGGAGCGCAUCGCCCAAGGCCCCGGGGGCCGAUGGCAUGUCGUACCAGGGCCGCAAGGUGAGGAAGGCGCAGCAGAUGCUGGGCCCGCACCCGCUGGCGCGCGAGAUCGCCAAGCAGGACGAGCUGGGCCAUGCCAACUACAAAAAGUACACUGUGUGGCGCAAGCAGCCGAUGCGCCUCGUGGGCAUGAGCGAGCGGAUCCUGGUGAUUGACGGCGAGUACAUUCACAUUGUGCCCUCGUCCGGGGGCAAGGCCUUGACGGACGGUGGGGGCAAGACGACAACGGUGCACUUUAGCAACGUCGUUGGGUGCAAGGUGCCGCGAAAACAUCCGACCAAUGUCAAGCUCGUAGUGUACAGGGCGACCGAGAGUAAGCGGUACGACUUUGAGACCAAGGGCGCAGACGAGGCAGAUGAGAUUGUGGGGGAGCUCAUGAAGGGCAUCUCGCCGUAUCGGGAUGUCUGA
Molecule: messenger RNA, 2472 nt
Organism: Emericellopsis cladophorae
Lineage: Eukaryota; Fungi; Ascomycota; Sordariomycetes; Hypocreales; Bionectriaceae
Product: Stress-activated map kinase-interacting protein-like protein
Exons: 3
Coding region: 1-2472 (823 amino acids)
Biological process (GO): TORC2 signaling
Cellular component (GO): cytoplasm; TORC2 complex; plasma membrane
Molecular function (GO): phosphatidylinositol-4,5-bisphosphate binding
Source: RefSeq, a predicted model, not a curated record